Messenger RNA from Phaethon lepturus (White-tailed tropicbird), 839 nucleotides. It is a transcript of the gene FAM8A1, whose product is annotated as family with sequence similarity 8, member A1. The transcript is spliced from 4 exons. NCBI's taxonomy places the organism in Eukaryota, Metazoa, Chordata, Aves, Phaethontiformes, Phaethontidae. The record is from RefSeq and is a predicted model, not a curated record. The annotation marks the transcript as partial.
GUCGGGAGUUCAUUAUCCCUUCGCUGGCACAUAGGUUCAUAGCAGAGAUGGUGGAUUUUUUUAUUCUGUUCUUUAUAAAGGCAACCAUUGUAUUAAGUAUUAUGCACCUCAGUGGAAUCAAGGACAUCUCUAAAUUUGCCAUGCAUUACAUCAUAGAAGAAAUAGAUGAAGAUACGUCCAUGGAAGAUUUGCAGAAAAUGAUGAUAGUAGCUCUCAUUUACAGGUUAUUAGUCUGCUUCUAUGAGAUCAUCUGUAUUUGGGGAGCAGGUGGAGCAACCCCAGGGAAAUUCUUGCUUGGACUGCGAGUUGUGACAUGCGAUACGUCUGUGCUUAUCGCACCCAGCCGUGUGUUAGUCAUUCCAUCUUCUAAUGUCAGUAUGACAACGUCCACAAUACGAGCUUUGAUCAAGAAUUUUUCUAUUGCUUCAUUUUUUCCUGCAUUCAUUACGCUGCUGUUUUUCCAGCAUAACAGAACAGCCUACGAUAUUGUAGCAGGGACUAUUGUGGUAAGAAGAAAUGGAGUCAGAUGAUACCAAGAGAUCACAUUUCCAGACUGGUUUUGAACAUCCCCUCCUACCCCCAGUGAACAAAGACCUACCCCAAAACUGAAAUAGAGGUGUCUAUCAGAAUCCUUUGCCCAAAUGGACUGGGAACUGAUUCAGAAGCUAAAGAAAAUGUUUUGCUCCAGUAUGAUGCCAGCAGCUACCUUCAAAGUAUCGGGGUUUUCAUAAAUGCCAAAGAUGUUUGGGAGAAACAGUAUGUAUUAAAUCUGGAAGUAUUAGCCUCCAAUCUACAAGGAAGAAGCUGGCUGUAUUAACUGCAGAAUGGAGCUGUUCUGU